This is a messenger RNA of Knipowitschia caucasica, 372 nucleotides long. Lineage: Eukaryota; Metazoa; Chordata; Actinopteri; Gobiiformes; Gobiidae. The record is from the annotation of a GenBank genome assembly.
AUGACCAGUGCAAGAGAAGACGGUCCUUCAGAACACCGGGGGUCCUCUACAGACGGGUCCUGGCCCAGUUUCCCUCAGGACAUCAGUCUGGCCUUCGCCUAUGGAUCCGGAGUGUUUCAGACAGCACGGGACCAGCAGGGGCAAAUGGACGUGAAGAUGCUGGUGCAAGGAGACAAUGGGAAACUCAGAGCUGCUUUAGUUGCGAAUUUAAAAAGUGCAGUGACCGCGUCUCUUCUCAUGCUGCCGGAGAGCUUCAGCGAGGAGGAGCUGUGUCUGCAGAUCGCUGGACUCUUUCCUACUCUGGUGAGAAGCAAAACUUCAGAGUACAGAUGUCUCUCAUCGUUCACCUUCCACAUCUCGAUGUUUCACUGA